This is a messenger RNA of Ictalurus furcatus (blue catfish), 2810 nucleotides long. RefSeq names its product gastrula zinc finger protein XlCGF7.1-like. NCBI's taxonomy places the organism in Eukaryota, Metazoa, Chordata, Actinopteri, Siluriformes, Ictaluridae. The coding region runs from base 1750 to 2478 and encodes 242 amino acids. The transcript has a single exon. The record is from RefSeq and is a predicted model, not a curated record.
CACAUCAGGGAUCCAGAUCAGAAUUCCCACCUUCAUGCGGGAACACUGAUCCUGGACAUUCUUGGCUUCCACGCAGCACCAACACACCUGCCCGAGCUUUGUCUCAGCUCUGUUGGGCACGAGCUAUUCCCCCUGUGGAGAGAAAGACUGAGCUUUCUGAUGCGUUAGAGAGGCAGGGGCGGAAAGGGGAGGUGAAAAAUGGCCCAGGCUGCUGGUUUUGGUGGAUAGGAGUGGAGGAGAGAAGCCGAGUGAGAGAGACCGAGGACUUCCAGAUCAGGAACUGCCACAAAGUAAUCCUCCGCUAGCUGCAUGGCUUCAUCCAGGUACAGUAUGCAGGCCGGUAGCACUGGACCCACUCUGCUGUUCCUAUCAGGAGUCAAGCGACAACUUGUUCCAGUACCACCAGCUCAAUAAACUGUUUUGCGGUCCACUCUUCUGCCAUCAAGCACUGGCAACAGAAGUCCCUCAGCUGCUGUGACACACUGCAGGACUGCCUUCUUUAUGAUGUAAUGCUACAGUUGUGUGUGUACAUGAUUGAAGAACUCCAGGAAGGCCUCCAGAUUGUCUGUGGAGGCCAUCUUGGCAAGUAGCAUGGUGGCAGGGGACACAGCUGGAGAGCUGUUGGGCCAGCGCUCAGCCUGCUCCUGUACGAGUGCUUCAGAGAACAGCUGCUGUUCGUUGCACAGGACAAGAAGUUCUGGUGUUGGGUUUAGAAAGAUAUUGUUUAUAAGCUGUUCGUAUUAUGAAAUUCUAUAUUGUGAUCAUUUGGGAGAUCGAUUAUAUAAGACUUUAUCAUGAUAACAUUUUUAGUAAUAUGGCCCAGCUCUAGUUUUAACUCUUUCUGACAGUACACUGGCAUUAUAUUCUGCAAAUCGACUUCUCAGACAUUUUCACUCAGUAUAAACAAAGGAAUUAUUUUACUGUCACAAGUCUGUUAUAAGAUUAGUCAGGACACUGUUGGGUUUCUGUGUGUAGAGUAUUGUGACUCUGUUUAGCUGCUGGUGAGCAGGGCGAUGGGAAAGUGGAGGGGUUUGAGCCUCCUGCUUGGCGAACAAUUCACACCUCUCCACAGUAAUUACAGAGAUAAAACAGACAGCACAGCUAAAGCUUUUUUUUAUGGUAAAAUGCUGUAUACAAAUGCUACAAUAAAAAUAUAACAUUUAAACCUAGUAGGCUAGGUAAAAAAAGAAAUACUUAUGAAAAACUGCAACUUCUUAAAGCCCUACUUUCAUAUGAACCAUUAAACACUACUGUGGUGUGUGACAUCAGGAAAAUAAAACAGUGUUAAACAAAGGCAUCCCCAAAACAGGUGGAAAUUCCUUUUUUUUUUUUUUGUCCUCUGGUAAAAAGAGUUAAUGAUGUACAUCUAUGUAGCAACUUUUGAUCAACCUACACAUUAUCCCAGGUGUAUAGCAUCAUGUGGCAUAGUUAGUCUAUUAAGGCUACCAGAACUUACCUCUACCUUUACUCUAUGUAAAUCCUGUUUUUUCUUGUGGCCUUGUUGGGAUCCCUUACAGUCUACUAUAAAAAGAUUAUAAGAGGAUGUCUUGCCUCUAAUAUUUACAUUUUAGUUUUGCCCUGUGUGACUUGGUUAGCCAUUCUCUGUACAUCUUUACCAGAAGUUAUAUUUGUCAUUGCCUCAUUUCUAAUUUAUAGAGCACCGGUUACAUUCAUUCUUUUUUCAAAAAAAUAGUUGAAAUAUUUUCACAAUGAGUUUAUUUCUAAUACUGUUCAUUUUCUGCUUCAGACAUGGAUGAUGCCCAGGUACAAGUCUUCUCCUGCUCUCAUUGUUCACUUUCCUGUACAUCUCAAAUUUACCUCCACAAACACAUCAGAAGAUACCACUAUGAGGAAUAUGAGAGACCGCUACAAUCAGGGGAGUUAAAAGAAAUGAAGCGUAUUACCGCAAUAAGCCCCAGUAUUCAGCAAACAGCCUCCAUUACACUUAACAGUAACUCCUCUAAUAAACAAAUGCAGAAAGGAGUCUAUCCCUGCUCACAGUGUGGGAAGAGUUUUACUGACCGGAGUAAUCUCAGACAACACCAGCGCAUUCACACAGGAGAAAAGCCCUAUCACUGCUCUGCGUGUGGGAAGUGUUUUAAUCGACGGAGUGUAUUACAAAAACACCAGCGCAUUCACACAGGAGAAAAACCAUAUCACUGCUCAGAGUGUGGGAAGAGCUUUACUCGACAGAGUAAUGUACAAAGACACCAGCACAUUCACACAGGAGAAAAGCCGUAUCAUUGCUCAGAGUGUGGGAAGAGCUUUAUGCGACAGAGUGAUCUACAAUCACACCAGCGCAUUCACACAGGAGAAAAACUGUAUCAUUGCUCAGAGUGUGGGAAGAGUUUUAUUCGACAGAGUGAUCUACAAAAACACCAGCGCAUUCACACAGGAGAAAAACUGUAUCACUGCUCAGAGUGUGGGAAGAGAUUUAAUCGACAGAGUAAUCUACAAAAACACCAGCGCAUUCAUUAAGGAGAAAAAACUUACAAGUGCUCAUGCUGUAGAUCUUUAAAUAAAGAUGAGCUCAAAGUACAUCAGUGCAUUCACACAGGAGAAAAGCUGUAAGAGUGCUUAAAGUGUGGGAAGAGUUUUAAUUAAAAGAGAAGGCUAAUUUCAUACAUCAGCAAAUUCAUGUAACCUAGUUACAGAUGUGGCCUUAAAAAAUGCGUGAUUUUUCAUGCAAGAUCAGGAGGCGUAUCACGCACAAUGCCACAAGGCCCGUUUCUUAAAACUUAAAAAAUUUCUAAAUAAAUUUUUACACUUCCCAGAAUAUCCACCAGGUGGCGCAUGGACUCAAAUGCUCC